Molecule: messenger RNA, 985 nt
Organism: Esox lucius (northern pike)
Lineage: Eukaryota; Metazoa; Chordata; Actinopteri; Esociformes; Esocidae
Product: actin-binding Rho-activating protein
Exons: 2
Coding region: 233-757 (174 amino acids)
Biological process (GO): positive regulation of Rho protein signal transduction
Molecular function (GO): actin binding
Source: RefSeq, a predicted model, not a curated record
UACAUCAUCCCUUAUCAUUGGAUACAUGGGAUGCCCAUCACCGUUUUCACUGUGGGUAGAAAAAGUAACCGAUUGAGCACGCUUCUAAUUAAGUUCCAUAACCUGAAUACAUUGUUGCCAACAGACAAAUAUUCUUCAGAAACAAGUGUGUUCGUGUCAAGAAGAGUAAGAAGAUGAAACAUUCUUGAAAGUAAACCAGCCCCUUAAUAAGCACAAGACACAGCUGACAGACAUGUCAGUCAUGGAGACCGAUGCACCUUAUAAGUGUUACAGUGAUGACAGGACAGCAUGUGUGGUAUCAGUAAAAGGCUUAAAGGAGACCUGGCAGAGAUGGUCCAACGAGCACCAGGAGUACCAGAAACACAACCCCUUCAGUAAUGACCAGGGCACCAUGGAGAGUGCAACUGCCAAGCAGCAGGUGCUCCAGCGGGGACAGGAUGGCUACGGACGGCCCCUGGAAGGCUCCAUGACAGAGCGGAGGGGUCGGGACGCCCACGUCCACAUUAGUCGUGAAGUGGAGGAGCUUUGCCAGGUGAUCAGGGACAUCGGGGAGAGUGGUGUGGGUGCAAAUGGAGGCAGUGGAGAGAGAAUGGUGGCGACGGUGGAGUUUAAGAAGCUGUUUGAUCACUACGUGACCAUCUCCAACAAGCUGGUGGGAAUUCUACUGAGGGCCAGAAAGCAAGGCCUGGUCAGCUUUGAAGGGGAGAUGCUAUGGCAGGGACAGGAUGACAGGGUCCCCAUCAAAUUGCUCAAGUGACCAUAAUGACAUGACAGGGUUGUUAUUAUGCUGCUUCAGCGACCCAAAGGAGGCAGCACAUGGACAAUAUAGUGACCAAUUCUCUAUCCAGAAAUGUCCCCCAGGCUUCUAGUCUCUAGGCACCCCUAGAUGUUACACAAUUUUGUUGCUGCCCUGAACAGUCAACCCUGAUUCACUAAUCAAGAGUGAUGAUUAGCUGACAGGUCUAAUCAGGUUUUCUUGCUCUUG